UAAGUUUCUAUUCUUUGGGGGACGUGGAGAUGGUUGAAAUUGACUCGAGUAUAGGAAUUAGUCAUUCUUUUAGUCAAUUCUCAACGCACAAUAAUUUCAGCCAAAUCUUCAAAGGUAUUCAAGCCAACGCGCUAAUUUUAACUUUACUUCCCUUUCAUUCAAACCUUUGGCGCCCUAACGCCGAAAUUGACUCCAAAAAAAAAAUGUCCAUGCAUACAUACAGUAGUACCCUUGUACAGUACACAUCUGCUGACGUUGCUUUUCAACAGCUGAAACACAAUCCAUGACAGCUAGCCGCAUCUCCAAUCCAAUCUUCCUGAGGCAGAAGAAGAGCCAAUCUAGAGCUUAAGGUUUUCAGUCGUUGCAUCGCUUCAUUUAAGGUUCGAUUUAGUAUUUGCUGACGCCAUGGGAGGCACUCAAAGUGUGGAAGUUCCCGGCGGUGGCACCGAAGGCUAUCACGUCCUGAGAGUGCAAGAUAAUUCACCCGGCUCCAAGGCUGGCUUAGAGGCCUUUUUUGACUUCAUCGUGGCCAUAGGAGACACACGACUCGACCAGGACAAUGAUACACUCAAGGAUUUAUUGAAAGCCAAUAUUGAGAAAGACAUUACCAUGACUGUAUACAGCAGCAAGACACAGCAGGUUCGGGAGGUUUAUAUAACGCCCUCGACUUUGUGGGGUGGCCAGGGAUUGCUAGGGAUUAGCAUUCGAUUUUGCUCCUUUGAAGGGGCUAAUGAGAAUGUGUGGCACAUUCUGGACGUGCAAUCGAAUAGUCCGGCGGAGGCUGCGGGAUUGAGAGGGUUCACCGACUUUAUUAUCGGGGCCGAUUCAGUAAUGCACGAGUCGGAGGACCUUUUCACGUUGGUGGAAUCCCAUGAAGGACGACCACUAAAGCUGUAUGUCUACAAUACAGAAACGGAUCAUUGCCGAGAGGUCAAUAUUACUCCCAAUGGAGCUUGGGGAGGAGAAGGUAGCAUCGGCUGUGGGAUUGGUUAUGGAUAUCUGCACCGAAUCCCAUUGGAGAACCUCCCUCCACCCUCACAAUCAGUACCCCAGCAAAAGAAGCCCGAAGGAAGCGUGAGCGCCCAUCCUCCCCCUCAAGCUACUAAUCCAGAUCAGAUGGGGGCCAAGCCCACCACUUCGUCGACAAUAUCUGUGGUUCCCAUGUUACCUGCCAUGGUCACGUCUCCCGUGGUAGGGACAAUGCCUCCACCCCCAAUGGCGGCGUCUGCCUCGUCUACUCCCAUUUCAUCUACCUUGGGGACAACAUCACAACAGGCACCCCCACCUUGGUCCCCUUCAGCUAGUAGUCCCAUUCCACACGCUCCACCCUCGAGCCAAGUUACAUCGGCUGCCAACUCGGAAAUGGGCGGGCCAACGGUGGCUGAAUCCGCAGUUCCCUUGUUUGGAACGGCCAAUGUCCCGACGAGCCACAAUGCAUCGGCUCAGCAGUACUUUGGUGCUCCCAGUCCCGCCCAACAAAGCAUGCCUAGCUUUCCACAUUUUCAGGAAGGAAUACCCGGAAUGCCCAUGAUGCCACCAUUGAAUAUGCCCGUGCCGGAUCCAGCCAUUCUGGCUGGAAUGCCGCCCCCGCCCACAAACCCGAUCCCCAAUUUUUCCAAUUUGAGCAUUCCUAGCGGUAUGCCGCCUGCAUCGGUCCCCAUGUCAACCCCAAGUGCUUAUGCUGGACAACAAGCUAAUGCUUGAUAAUGUUAACGGAAACGAAAAUUGUCCUGAUUUCUUUGUUUUCGUAUCUCUUUUGUAAAGCAAUCCACAUUUUGUUCCUUCCUUCUGAUUUUCAACCACGAAUUGGGAUCACCCAUCCGAUCUUUUGAACAUUACCAAGUUAAGUUCUGAUCAGUUUUACCAAGUUAUGUAUCAUCUUAAGUUAAAACAAUGCCCAACAGGAAGAUGAAGUGUGUAUCGAUUAUUUUCUUCUAAAUCUAUCGAUAUUUCCAGUUUUUUAAUUAUAUCCCAUCAAACUUG
Molecule: messenger RNA, 1983 nt
Organism: Tigriopus californicus
Lineage: Eukaryota; Metazoa; Arthropoda; Copepoda; Harpacticoida; Harpacticidae
Gene: Grasp65
Product: Golgi reassembly-stacking protein 2-like
Exons: 4
Coding region: 406-1704 (432 amino acids)
Biological process (GO): Golgi organization
Cellular component (GO): Golgi apparatus
Molecular function (GO): protein binding
Source: RefSeq, a predicted model, not a curated record